UCGAUUUGUUGCCAGGCUCGGGAAGCCUGUGUCCACAGGAAUUCCAGUUCGUUACAAACCCAAGAUGGCGGCUUCCAGGACAAAUGUCCGACUCCAACAAAACUUAUACGACGCGUUUUUAAGACACAGAAGAGGGGACUAUGACUCAUUACUGGAUGAGAACUUGAAAUGUGGCGGGGAAAAGAUACUCGAGGAAAAUGAUCCAAAAAAUAAAUAUCGCAUCAACGUUCAUUCUAUAUUUUGGAUGACAGCGGCCAUGUUGGUUUUUUACUACACAGACUUUUACAUUGCCAUAAAAGUAGAUGAUCGUAUCAACAGACCAUGGCUGUAUCUAGGUACUGCUCUGAUUGGAAUCAACGUCAUUGUCGGCUUAUACUUUGUCGUCUGGUGCAGUUAUUAUAAGAAAGUUACAGACUGGGACCAGGAAAGCCCUGCUCUCAUUCCAGUUGCUACAUUUUCAUUCAUAUCAGGACUUGUUUGCUGUACAAUAGCUCUCUGGCCUGUCUGGAGUUUUUUCACUCCAUUCAUCAUCUUCACGCUGUUUAUGGGUGUGGUCUUCCUGACAACACUGAUCCCGCUGUGAGAAAUGUUUAUCAACAAGUUUGGCACAGACUUUACUGGCAGGUCUAGAUGUCAUUGUGUUAGAUUGUCAGGAAAUGCUUUCUUGUGGACCUUACUAAAGAGUCUCAGCUAGUCACCAUGUUGUCAUCCUAGCCCAGUAUCAAGUGAAAACAAUAACAAAGCUCAGACAACAAUGAGCUUUGUUAUUGUUUUAACAGAGUUCAGACAACAAUGUGUACAGUAUACAGUAGAAAAGCCGGUAGAAUGAGAUCAUGCAAAAGUCAAGGUAAGUAAAUAGGGACUGUUAAAAGGUCAAUUCAGUUGUAAUAAAAAUACAAACAUUGGAUCCCAAUGAUUUAUACAGAGUCAUGGAUAAACAACUCAAAAUAAAAAUAGGAAAGUUCACAUUUUUAAUUAUUUUUAUUAUGCCACUAGCAUACAUAACAAUUUUUUCAUGUGCAAAUUACCAAAAACAGCAACAUCAAUUUGGAUGUUAGUCUUCUUUGCAGCUUUUGAACCUGUAAAGCUGCAAGAAAGAUGGGAUCUCAACUGAAACUAAUAAUAUGUAGAAUGAAGGAUUCUAUACAAGCGAAGUGUUUCCCUAAUGUAAACAAUACGAUCUAGCAUUACUUAGGCAAAAUGCACAGGAAAUAGAGACCACAAUCAAUAUUAUAGAUUGUAAAUUCACUGUUGAUAAUCUUUUAGAUUAAAAUACUGAAUGAUCAAAAUUUUGUAACAGUGCAAGCAGGGACUUGGCCAGAUGUAGUUUGUGUUUAUUAAUAAAAAUAAUAUUACAGAAACUGUACAAGUUCUUGUGAACUGGGCAUUUCCAAUAAAUGUACUCUAUUGUACAAUAGUGCAUUUAUGAAAAACUCUGGUUAAGCUUUAUAGGAUUAUCGAUAUUUUAUCAUUAUUCAAUUAUAUUGUUGUCUUCUUUGCAGCCAAUAACAUGUUUUGCUGGAAAGAAAACAACUAAACACAAAUAAUAUUAACAAUCCUAUAAACCAAAAUAUUUAACUACAUUGAAAUAAUAACAAUUCAAUAAUUAUUAGUUGUUGACCAUUUCUCAUAAAUGCACAGCUUUGGUACAUUUAAAAGAAAGAACAGAUAUGAAAGAAAUGUAUCUUAAAACAUUUUAUAUCCUAUGGAGUUGUUUUGUGUACAGCUAUGCUAGAUCAAUCAGUGAAAAGUUUGCUGUCAACAAAACAAUUAAAAACCCUUGCCAUACUAAUUAUAAUGUACAUAUUAAGAUGUAUACAAUGUGAGAAUCUAAUUAUGAUAAGUAUUAGAAUACUAUUAUCUUAAUAAAGUAUUGAAAUACUUUUUUAAGUACCAGAAACAUA
Molecule: messenger RNA, 1904 nt
Organism: Nematostella vectensis (starlet sea anemone)
Lineage: Eukaryota; Metazoa; Cnidaria; Anthozoa; Actiniaria; Edwardsiidae
Product: transmembrane protein 128
Exons: 4
Coding region: 65-583 (172 amino acids)
Source: RefSeq, a predicted model, not a curated record